Scleropages formosus (Asian bonytongue) is the source of this 1994-nucleotide messenger RNA. Its product is annotated as homer protein homolog 2-like. The transcript has 9 exons. Bases 733 to 1797 code for a protein of 354 amino acids. The record is from RefSeq and is a predicted model, not a curated record. Gene Ontology annotation, molecular function: G protein-coupled glutamate receptor binding. Gene Ontology annotation, biological process: G protein-coupled glutamate receptor signaling pathway. NCBI's taxonomy places the organism in Eukaryota, Metazoa, Chordata, Actinopteri, Osteoglossiformes, Osteoglossidae.
AAUUCACUGAAAGAUUAAUUAGUCGGUGUAGGUCUUCAUGCGCGCAGCUGAAAUGUUCCAGGACGUAACCACAGACUUGUAGCUUACUGUACCACAUUUUUCGAUUCUGUAAAUGAUAGUGUAAUGUAGUAGGUAGGUUGUCGAGAUAAUGUUAGGUAAACUAAACGGAUCACUUCCGUCCAGAAUAAUUAAGCAACAAGGGAUGUUGCACGGCACCCUUGAGGAAAAAAGUAACCAAAACCCAUUCACAACAGUUGGGGUCGAGGCCCCCCGAGGCGGAGCAGCGCGUGGGAGGCUCCCGUGACGAGCAGGUGGGACUCGCGCGGCGUCGCUGCUGUGGCCGCGCGCUUCACUCGCGCUCGAGGCUCGUGACGGGGAGAUCGGCGCGUCGGUGCUGAGACGCACAUCGCGUUUCCAGAGAGCUUCGGGUUUCUCUGCGUGUCACGCAUAAAACACCGACGAGGAGGGGACGUUGUUUUAUUUAUUUUCUCUUCAACUUCAUGGACUUUUUUUUUUUUUUUGUAAUGACGUGAGUGAGGGCUCGCGCUGGACCGCGUGAAUCAGUCUCGCGUUCACACCGGGACUCCCACCGCUGGCAGCGCGCGGACCGCGAUGGACCUGCGGGGAAACUAAAGCCCGCUGGAUUAAUUUCUUUUUCAUUUUCUACACAUAACCAAGUUCACCGCACAUUCCGGUCUGGACUCUAGCGGCUUCUUUCAAAACUCCGUGAAAAUGGGGGAACAGCCUAUCUUCACCACCAGGGCUCAUGUCUUCCAGAUUGACCCCAACACCAAGAAGAACUGGGUCCCUGCCAGCAAGCAGGCUGUCACAGUCUCCUACUUUUACGACAGCACGCGGAACAGUUACCGCGUCAUCAGCGUGGACGGGUCCAAGGUGGUCAUUAACAGCACCAUCACGCCCAAUAUGACCUUCACAAAAACUUCACAGAAAUUUGGCCAGUGGGCUGACAGUCGGGCCAACACUGUCUUCGGUCUUGGGUUUGCCUCUGAGCAACAACUGACCAAGUUUGCAGAAAAAUUCCAGGAGGUAAAAGAAGCAGCAAAACUUGCAAGGGACAGAUCUCAGGAAAAGAUGGAAACCUCAAGUAAUCAUUCCCAGGAAUCGGGCCGAGAGACUCCCUCUUCCAACCAGGCCUCCAGCAUCAAUGGCACAGAUGAUGAGAAAAUCUCUCAUGUCGGUCCUGUGGACCCAUUGCUGAAGAGUGAGAAUGACCGUCUGCGGUUGGCUGUGGAAGAGGGAAAUGCUAAUGCCAAAAAGUUGGAAACAGAACUGCAGACCCUAAAGGACAGCAAUGCCCGUCUGGUUGAGGCCCUGCAGGAGUCUACCACCAACAUGGAAGCAUGGAAGCAGCAGCUGGCAGAGAGCAAGGAGGAGGGGGACCAGCUCAGAGCCAAGAUUGCAGAGUUAGAGGCACAGUGCAAGGAGGCGGAUGAGGAGAAGGAGAGGAACGCUAAGUUGGUUGCACAGGUGGAGAGCCUGGAAGCUGAUCUUCAAGAGAAAGAGCAGGAGCUGACCAACCUGAGGAAGCAGGCAGAGAUCAUCCCUAAGCUUAUGGAAGAAUGUGAGAGCAUUACAGAGAAGCUGAAGAUUGCUGAAGCAAAGAGCAAAGACCUGGAAGAUCAGAUGGCCACUUUGCAGGCUGAAGUAGAGGAGAGUCACAAGAAGCAAGCCCAAUUGAAGGCAGAGCUGAAGAAUUUCACAGAUAUCCUGGAUGGAAAGUUGGACGAGUUGCAUGAGUUCCGCCAGGGACUGUCUAAACUGGGGAUGGACAACUGAGGGGGAUAGGCUUUGGGGGGACUGUGCUUUAUGUGAUAGUUUGGAGUCAUCAGGUCUAUGUUGGUCACCAUCAAAAACAUGGAAAUAAGAGAGCUGUAACCACAAUGAUCAGUUGCAAAUCUGUUGAAAAGAUAGCAGUCUGAUGUAAUGCUGCUGCAGUGACACUUUUUCUAGCAGGAGAGGUGGGUGUUGGGGGG